CGAUGAGGUAAAUGACUAAAGACUUUUUUUAUCAGAUAAGCAAACACUCGUACAGGGUAAACUUAAUCAUGCGUCGUGAUCUCGUGAGUGGGUCGAGUUGGCCCGUAAUACUAGAUUAUGACAUUUUUAAUAUUUUUUAUUUUUUUUUUUUUUUUUUUGACACAAGAUUAUGACAUAGAUAUAGUUUUAGCGUUUACAUUUCAUGGUCAAAGUUUAAUCAAAUUAUAUUACCCGAGCAUCGAUAGAAGGUAAACUAACCAUGGGUCGUGGGUGGACCGACUUGGCCCGUAUUACUAGAUUAUUACUUUAUAGAGAAUAUCACAAUUUCAGAAAGGAACUUCAAACUCAGAUCCUCUCUUCUGUGACUCUAAUUAGCGUCUUCUCUAAACCGCCCCUUAUUAUUUAAAAUCCUCCGUUCAAUCAAUUUUACAUCAAUCGACCGACUUUCAAACCCUAAUUUUUCCACAAAUUUAUUCUCCCGCCAUUAAUCCCUAAUUAUUCAGCUUUCAAAUUCCUCCCUAUUUCGUACAAUUUCGAGAAUUCAAUCGCAAUAACACUACAGUGAAUCUCAUCAUCGUCUGUUGUAAGCUCAAUAACAAUUCCACUAGGUUAUUUCCUUGCUAAUUUAUGUUAUAAAUUUGGGAAAUUUCGAGUUUUGAUUUACAUUAUCAUUGAUUUUUUGAAGUUAUAGUUAUAUAAAUGAUCUGGUUGCCAUUGAAAUUGAAGAAAAAUUUGAAUUUUAGGUCACUAUUACUGAAAUUAGUGAUUAGUUUGGUUGUUUGAGAGGAGAGAGAAAGGGGUGGAGAUUGAUUGAGCAAUGUCGUUUGGAUUCGGGAAGAAUUCAGGGCCGAUUGCUCCACCAAGUGGGCCAACCUCUUUCGGGUCCUUCUCUCGUCCUCAGUCGCCGACUUCGUCUCCUCCUCCCUUUCCGGACACCGGUUUCUCUGCCGGUCCCGGUCCACGAUUCCCGAGCCCCCGGACGUUUGAUGCUCAUACUAGAACACGACCACCUUCUCUUAUCGAUAAUGGCCAUAAUGCUCGUCUAGUAACAAGUCCGUCUCAACCAUAUGCUGCACCAGCUAGAGCUCCUUUGUUGCAUAGGGGUGAUAAGCAAAUCCCAUUAGCUGGAGAUUUUGGUAACCAAAGUAAUAAGAGACCUUUUCCAUCUACUCCGCAAGAUCUUGGAACAACCACGUCUUCUAAGUUUCCACACUUUCAAAAUCCGGAAAGGUCCAGAACACCUCCUAUUCGAUAUGAUGAUGAUUUUCUGCAAGAUCCUGCUAGCAAUAUCAUGGAACGCAAUGCAGAUGUUUCCUCUGAUUAUCAUGACCGUGUAACUACACAGAGAAGGCAGUCACCUUCUUCAACUAUUGCUGCAAGUCCUUCAAUAAUCCAUCCCCAACCUUCUUGGAGUAAUUCUCAAAGACCUGUUACAUCUUCUCAAACUUGGGGUGUCCCUGGAAGACCUGUUGGCCGCACCACUAGCUCACAAAAUGAAAGAAGCAUUUCCCCUACAAAAAAUGUUAAUACUUGGAGUUCAAAAGAACUGUCUCCUGAGGAUGAUUUUCAGAGGAAUUCUUAUGUUCACCGAGAAGUUUCUAGAAGGCCCUCUUUGUCUCCUCCUAAGUCAAGGAUUGGAAUGAGUAGUGGUCAACUACCCGAUUCACAAUAUAAUCACCAACUAUCGCCAUCUGUUGAUAGAAUGAAUGGCGAUACUUAUAUGACCAAGCCUGCGAGCCACUCUGUUUCUAAGCGAACUAGAUCACCUAGCUCUUCUGCUGGUCAAAUUAUUCAAAUGAACUCCAAUCCUACUGAAGAUGAUACUGAUAGAGAAGAACAAGCCAAGGCAAAGCGAUUGGCUCGCUUUAAGACUGAGCAUGACAUAGUUGAAAGUGAACGGGGUGACACAAUUCAACGUGGUCAAAAUGUCACUAAGGGAAAAGUUCCUUCAAUAACUGAUCGUUCUGUUGUGGAAAAACAAAAAUCUUUGGGAGACUUACCUUCAGGAUCAUUGGAAAACCAGGAUAUUGAUAAUGAAGACUUGCUAUCAAGCAGUGCUAUUGUGGGGUUGUGUACUGAUAUGUGUCCAGAAUCAGAGAGGGGUGAACGAGAACGGAAAGGAGAUCUUGAUCAAUAUGAGAGAUUGGACGGGGAUAGAAAUCAAACUACUGAGACACUCGCUGUUAAGAAGUAUAAUAGAACUGCUGAAAGGGAAGCAGAGUUGAUUCGCCCCUUGCCAAUAUUGGAAAAGACAAUGGAUUAUCUUCUAGGGUUGCUAGAUCAACCUUAUGAUGAUAGAUUCCUUCGCUUGUACAAUUUCAUGUGGGAUAGGAUGAGAGCAAUACGAAUGGACCUGAGAAUGCAACAUAUCUUUAAUGAAAGGGCCAUAACUAUGCUGGAGCAAAUGAUCCGGCUUCAUAUACUAGCUAUGCAUGAAUUGUGCGAAUUCUCAAAAGGAGAAGGCUUUUCUGAAGGAUUUGAUGCUCACCUCAAUAUUGAACAGAUGAACAAAACAUCUGUAGAAUUAUUUCAGAUGUAUGAUGAUCACAGGAAGAGAGGAAUCUUUAUUCCUACUGAAAAGGAAUUUCGUGGUUAUUAUGCUCUCCUUAAACUGGACAAACAUCCCGGUUACAAAGUAGAACCUUCAGAGCUCUCACUUGAUCUUGCUAAUAUGACGGUUGAGAUAAGGCAAACACUAGAUGUUCUAUUUGCACGUGAUGUUGCGAGAUCCUGUAGAACUGCCAAUUUUGUAGCUUUCUUCCGGCAUGCAAGGAAAGCAAGCUAUCUUCAAGCAUGUCUAAUGCAUGCUCACUUCUCAAAGUUGAGGACACAGGCUCUUGCUUCUCUACACUCUGGUCUGCAGAAUAAUCAAGGUAUCCCUGUGGCACAAGUUGCCAAGUGGCUUGGCAUGGAGGGUGAGGACAUUGAGAGCCUCUUGGAGUAUCACGGAUUCUUAAUUAAGGAAUUCGAAGAGCCGUAUAUGGUGAAGGAAGGUCCAUUUCUGAAUGAUGAUAAAGAUUAUCCCACUCGGUGUUCAACACUUGUUCACAGAAAGAAAUCUGAUACCAUUGUUAAGGAUGUAUUAUCUUCACAUCAAGUAACACUGUUGCCAUCUGAGCCUAGAAAGGAGCUUCAGUCAGACAAGCAGAGAAAGAAUAACCAUGCAGCAGUGAAACCUUUACAAACAAGGAUUCCUCUUGUUUCUGAUGAUGGACUGAUGGACAUUGAAGCUGUUUCAUCACCAAUACGUAACAUACAAGACCAACCAAGUCUUGAAAUAUCAACAAACAUGAUAUCACGUGAUAUUCAAUCUUUCAUGGAUCCCCGUCACAUGGUUUCUGCAAAAUCUCCGAAAGAAAACAUUGACACUUUUGCAAGUUUUCAAAGUAAUAGCAUGCUGAAUCAGCCUUCUCCAUUAUCCCCAAGACAUGGCUCUUUUAUUGCCGAUGCUGGUCAAUUGAGCUUUAAGGAACCUCCAAAGAGUUUCCCUGUACAACCAUUUGUUCCAGUUGCCAACUCAUCCAAUUUUGUAUGGACAAGGCAGGAUAACUUCAUAGAACCUGUAAAAAGUUCUCUGGAGGUUGUGGUUCAAUCUGAACCCAAAUCAGUACGACCAGAAGUGGUGCCUGCUUAUGUUGUAAAAGUGCCAACACCUGUUUCUGAAACCGAUUCUAGUGUUGUGAGCUCAAUACAAGAUAAUGUGUCCAUGAAAGAAAUGCCAAGCGAAGAAUUGUAUGAUAUGCAGCAGAAAGUUGAUGUUGAUAUUGUUGAAAACUACGACGAAGAAGUUGCUGAGGCUAAGCUUAGGCUGUUGCUAAGACUAUGGAGAAGGCGCUCUGUUAGGAAGAAAUUUAUCCGUGAACAGAACAGAUUAGCUGCAAAUGUUGCUUUAAGUUCACUCUCUCUCGGGCCACCAAUUUGGCAAAACCAAGAUAAGCCUACACCUUGCCAGAAGUUAAACAUUGAUCAAGCUAUGAAUGAAAGAUACGAAAAGAGCCAGCUGUCUUUGGUGAGAUGGAAUGUCUCUGACCUUGUGGCGAGUAAGCUGGCGGAAAAAAAUGAAAAUGUGAAUUGCAUAUGUUGGAAGGUAAUCUCGUUCUCUUGGUUGCAACAUGGAAUGGAAGCAAGGAGUCCUGUAUCACAUUUGUCACUAGAUGAAUGGUUGCGUUACAAGCUGAUUCCUGCCAGAAAAGAGGAAUCAGUGGAGAAUUUGGUCAUUUCAGCUCCAGGGUUGUCAGUUUGGAGGAAGUGGGAUUCUGAUGAGUCUGGUGACUUAAGGUGCUGCUUAUCUGUCGUCAAGGAAACACAGCCUGGUGCUUUCGAGAAAAAUUUAGUUGGAGUUAAUGCUAUACUGUUUCCCAUAUCAGAGACUCUCCCAUGGGACACUCAAAAGGCUCAGCUUAACAAUCUCGUGACAUUACUACCUGCUGGUGCUUGCAUUCCUCUUUUGAUUACAAGUGGUUCUGGCGAAGCUAACUUUGCAGAAGUUUCCUGCAGUAUAGUUGAUAAUCUUGGGCUUGAAGACCUUGAUAAGUCACGGGUCAGCAAUUUUAUGGUAUUUCGCCUAAUUGAGGAGGGUCAGGGGCAGUUUCAUGGUUUUUUUAGCGAUCAAAAGUUAAAGGAGGGGCUGAUGUGGUUAGCCUCUGAAUCACACUCACAACUUGGUCUUUUUUGUGUAACAAUACGUGAGGUGGUUUCCUUUCAUCUGAACUCAUGCUUGGAUGCGCUCGACCUUAUGGGUGAUAAAGUAGGUCCAUACCAGUGUAUCUCAGCCUUUAAUCAAGCUUUGGAUCAAUCGAUUAAUAAUAUUACUACUGCUGCUAACAUGAAUCCAACUGGGUGGCCUUGCCCUGAAUUGUCAUUGUUGGAUGAUGCUACUGCUGAGUUUAAAGCCAUGAAGCAGUUCUUGCCAACUUUGGGAUGGAGCUCACCUGAAGAAGUAGAGCCGUUAAUAUCUGCAUUAAGAAAUUGCAUGCUGCCACCUUUUCCUGAUGACUUAUCUUGGCUGAGCAGAGGCUGCAGUAGUGAAAAGGAUAUUGAAGAUCAAAAUCAUUUUCUUCAAGACUGUUUGAUCAGAUACUUCACACAAUCAGUUAAUAUGUUGAAUUUAAUGAUGGCAACUAAAGAAGCUCUUUUGAUGGUUCAAAAAUACACUAGACUUGAGCUUCAUGACACAGAAUACAAGGUGGUCCCAAAUUGGGUGCUCAUUUUCCGACGAGUAUUUAACUGGUAUAUAAACAGUUCAGCGAGUUUCUCAUGUAAAGCUUACAUUCUCGAAGAAUCUUUAUCAGCCGGUAGUCCUCUGUUUUUUGACAAGUUGGAACUUGAAGUUCCUAAAUCUCACUACAUUACUCAUCCCUCGUUGGAUGAGAUGGUCGAGGUCAGUUGCAGCCCAAUUGUUUCCAAAAGAAUAAGAUCUUCCCCCAAGGCUCUUCAAAAAGUGGCAGCAAUAGCUUCUAGUGAGAAUACUUUUGGGAUUACUGUGCCUGAUCUGGAGGAAGAGAGAAACCACUGCUCAGAUAUUCACACUGUUGAAUACUCUGAUAUCUAUCCGAGAAAAAAUAAUACACCCUUGGUUCUUGAAGAUGAAAAGAGAGCUGAUAGGCUGAGCCAAUUGCUAGAUCAGUGUAAUGUUUUGCAGGAUGAUAUUGAGAAGAAGUUGUCAAUUUACUUCUGAUUCCGUCUAUUCCGUGUAACAUGUUCAGACAUCCUGUAACAUAAUGUAUCAUUAGAGCUAUUUCAGAGGGUUAUAAAUUAGAGCUUUUGCAGCUUCACCGGGUUUUUCAAGUGUGAAGCAGCCUUUGUACAAAGAUUGAUGAAUUGAUAAGAUAAUCUCAAUAUCAUAAUAGAAAGUCAAUUUUUGAUACUCUGCUGUAUUAGAAUUAUGACUAAUUCAUCAGUUCACUUUUACAGUACUUUGCUUGAACUGUUGGUCCAAAUUUUUUCUUCUUUCUGCUAGUCUGUUUCAUAGAAAUAGAAUUAAUUGAACCCCCAAACUUUUGCAGCUAAUUAUAAUAAAUUGCCAACUCGCUGUAAACAAGAAAAAUCUACCUCAAAAUUACAAAUCUAUCAUACUA
This is a messenger RNA of Chenopodium quinoa (quinoa), 6077 nucleotides long. Its product is annotated as SAC3 family protein B-like. The transcript has 16 exons. Lineage: Eukaryota; Viridiplantae; Streptophyta; Magnoliopsida; Caryophyllales; Amaranthaceae. The record is from RefSeq and is a predicted model, not a curated record. The coding region runs from base 818 to 5677 and encodes 1619 amino acids. Gene Ontology annotation, biological process: mRNA export from nucleus. Gene Ontology annotation, cellular component: transcription export complex 2; cytoplasm; nucleus.